AUGUAGCUCAAAUUUAUUAUUAUUUAGCCUUAAAUAAAAUCAAAUAAAAGUCAUUCUCAAUUCUGUUAAUAUUCGUGGCCCUAAUUUAUUAUUAUUUGUUCUUUUAAAAUAGCCGAAUCUAAUUUUCAAGUAUUAAUAAAAAUAAAAAAUCAGAUUUUAUAUUAAAAUUUAGAGAAAAGCAUGUCUUCAAUAUUGAGUAGCUUAAACUUUUAAAAUAUUGACAAGCAAUUUAAGGACCUAGUUUCUUUGUUUAAGGAGAAUAAGUUUGAAAUUGUUUAAUAGUUAACCGAUGCCUUAUUUGAUUAUGGGUAUAAUGAUAAUUACUCAUACAUUUCUUCUAUUUUAAUUUCGCUAUUGAUUAAAGAGUGCUCUUAAGAUAGUUUUAUGCUACAAAAAAUUUUUAAUAGUAUUUUGACCAACUACAUCACAUCAGAUUCUAGCUUGAAGCAUUUACAAACGCUUUAUGUUCUAGCUACUUACUUUAAUCAAUAGGUUAUCAUAUAAGGAGAUGAAUUAAUUAGAUAUAUUAUUUAGAAAGAUUCAGAAUAAUGCUUAAGAGUGCUAACAUUCUUAAGCACUAUUUUAAAAAAGAGAGAAAAUUAAGAAGAAUCUUUCGAUUUUAUUGUACAACAGAAGAAUAUUAAGUAGCCUAGCCUAGUCAAAAUAUAAGAACCAUCUAGGCUUAUAGAUGAGCUUAUAAAAAUAUCAAAUGAUGAUUAGAUUUAAGAAUAAAAACAGGAAGUUAAUGCGUUAGCAAUAAAUUGUCUACUAUUUUUACAUAAAUAUAUGAGCAAAGCUUAGCUUUCUAUGGUUAUGGUAAUAUUUUAUAAUAAUCUGUAUUAAAUAGAGAUUAUUUGCCAAUAUAAAUUUGAUAUAGUUUGUUAAUAUCUCUACAUUCUAAUUUAAAACUAAGUUCAAUUUACAACUGUUUAUGCUCAUGGAAUGUUAUUAAAACUAAUAAUUAAUUUAAAUGAUUCUUAUUUCUAAAAUGUUAAUAUCAAUUGUGGAGUAAUUGAGCUUAAUACUAAAAAAGAGAUAUAUCUUAUCCUAGAAGACAAAAGAUUAGAGUAAAUUAAAAAUUUAUAUGACAAAAUUAACUAAUUUACAGAAUAGAUUUUAAAUUUAGAAAAUAAUUUUGAAGAAAAAUAUUUAGUUAAAUAAGUAUUUGAAGCAAAAGAUUAAUAUUUUGAACUUUACUCAAUUUUGUGUGUAGAAAUAGCUGAAGCCAUACUAGCAGACACUUUCCUUCAGUUUGCUAAAAAAUAUAAAAACAUGUAUAUACAAUUAGCUAUAUAAGUAUGUAAAUUAAAAUUUUUUGAGGUAUUGAGCACUAAUGAUAAAUUUCUUACUAAUUAUGAAAUUGAUUAUAGGAUAAAUUAGAUAAUAGAUAUUGUUUUAAAUGGCAUUAAUGAGAAUAAAAUCAUAGAUUACAUAUACAAGGAAUUGAAUAAUAUUGAGAAGAGAUGCUCUGUUAUUAAAAAAAGCUAAGUAUUAAGUAAAAAUCAAGAGGUUGACACAUCUUACAGUUAGAAAUUAAUUUAAGAAGACAUACUUGUGGUGAAUAAAAGCGAUAAAUUUUAAGUUAUUGGCUGCUUUAAAAUCAUGAGAUACAUACUUAAUAAAGAUGUUGAGCUAAAAGAAAUAGAUAUGUUUUUCAAAUUCUUUAGCUACAUGUUUUUUGAUUCAUUUUUACAAUAUCAUGCUAUAAAGAGUUCAUAGAGUUUUGUAGUAAUUUGUAAACAAUACAUUACUUUGCAUCAUUAUUAAUUCAUUCCAUAGUUGAUAGAAGUUUUUAAAAUAAAUGAUAGUUAAUUAAGGAUCUUUGCUUUGAGUGUGUUUAUAUAUAUUUUUUAAAAUCUACAAAAAAGUGACCAAGCUUAGUUAUAUCCUUACACAAAAGAUAUACUUCAUAUCUUAAUUAAGGAAUACACCAACGAAAAUUUUUAAAAGCAUAGUGCCUUGCUAUCAUAAAAAACACAGAAAUUUAUAAAGUAGCUUCUAGAGUUGGAAGAUAUAUACCUGUAUUUAGAAGAUGAAAUUCAAAUCAUUGAAAAUUUAUUCUUAGAAAUGAUUGUUAAUAAUGAAAAAAGAGAGCUUUUAAUCCAAAGUAAUCAAUAAAUCUGCCUUUGUGCUAUUUUAAAAAUAAAGCAAAUGCUAAAAUUGGAUUGCAGUGAGCUUAAAUAAAACAUUAAAGCCAUAGCUGAAGAAAUAGCUUAAAAGAUUUAAAAUUCAUCAAAUUAAAUAAGCACUACUUAAAAAACCUUCUACUAUUAGUUUUUCUAAGUUUUGACUGUGGAAAUGCUAGGAUCUCAGAAUUGCUUUGAUUAAGUUUUCCUUUAGGUUUUACCAUCAGCCUUGAAAGAUGGUUCAGUCAAAAAUUGUCCGAUUAUAAUUAAAAGCAGAGAGCACUUAACAGAUCAAUAGCGAGAGGAAAGUGAUAAUAACUCUGAAGAAGUAGAAGAAAAUUAAAACCAUCAAAAUUAAUAGGCUGAUAAUGAAGAAGAUGAAUAUAGUGAUGACGAAGAAGAAGAAGAAUAAGAUGAAUAAAGUAAUGAAGAAGAAGAAUAAGUUAAUGAAGAAGAUGAAUAUGAAGAUAUAGAUGAUGAAUAAGAUGAUGAAGAAAGUAUAGAGUAUGAUAUUUUAAGACCGUCCUUGCCCUAAUAAAUUUUAGUAGAAGAAGCUUUACAUUUUAUCUUGAUUUUUUGCAAAGAGUCAACAGAAACAUUCAUAAAUUAUAAGAAAUUUGAUAUUUUUAACUUGCUUUCACAAAACUUAUAAAAUGAGCUCAUUUUUGAAGAAAGUGUACACUCUAUCAUGAAUACUAUUUUAUAAAUAAUUAGUGUUACUUAGCUCUACUUCCUAAAAAAGCAUCAAGAAGAAAUUAAAUAGUAAGGAAAUUCUUAAAUCCUUGAAUAAGGAGCUAUUGAAAUAUUUUAGAUGUAUUAGCUUACAGUAUAUUAAGCAUUAAAAUUAGAAAAAAAUAGAUCUGAAGAUUACAAAUAAUCUUUAACUAAAGUUGUUUAAGAGAUCAUAAAAUUGUUAGAUAAAUAAAUUAUUGCUAUUUUAUAUUAAUAACUGUACGAAUCUAUUAUGAGAACAAUUUUCUAACUAGCCCGAUAAGAUAAGAUAUCAAUUAUUAAUGGAGUUUAACUUUUAGCCAACUUAUAUGAAAAACUACCUGAUAAAAUGAUAGAAGGAAUCAAAAUGUCAUAGUCAGCUAUUUAAAAACUAUUAAGACAUGAAAGUGUUGAUCAAGAUACAAUAUUUUAUCAAGAAAUUUACAAAGAUAAAAUAAUAAGGCUACCAACUUCUGCUGAUUUUGAAUGUGUUAAAUACUGUCUAUAAAGAUUCUAUAUAUUUAUUGAUAUUAAUCCAUAAGUAUAUCCUAUAAUAAGUUAGAUUUAUUAUGAUGUUAUAUCUGGUAAGAUUAAUUAUGGAGAUUAAGUGAUUUGUUUUGCUGUUUUUAGUUUCCUAAUUAAAAUUGCGAGAUAUUGUAUUGAUCAAAUUACUCCAAAAUAAAUAAGUUUAAUAUCUAAUUUUCUAAAAUAAUUUGAAGCUGAAAAUAGUAAUUUUAGUAUUGCUAUGAUUGCUUCUAUAAUAGCUAAAGCUAUGAUCAGCCUCUAAUAAAUUUAAGGUUUAAAUCUAACACACAAACAAAUGAAUAUUAAUUUCUAAAAAUUUUUAUAAAUUCUCCCAGAAAUUACUGAUAUAUCGAAAUACGAAGAUGUGAAAUACAUUAUAGAAUAAAUCAAGAAAAGCAAUUAUAAUUUUUCUGCCUAAGAAAAUGAUAAUAUUCACAAAUUUCUGUUAAGAGUAUAAGUUAUUUGA
This is a messenger RNA of Tetrahymena thermophila SB210, 3828 nucleotides long. RefSeq lists its product as hypothetical. The record is from RefSeq and is a predicted model, not a curated record. The transcript is spliced from 2 exons. Lineage: Eukaryota; Ciliophora; Oligohymenophorea; Hymenostomatida; Tetrahymenidae.